UUCCUAUGUAAGUAGGUUAAAGGUCGUGUUGCUGUUGUGACUGAACGCAGGGCUGGCAGCAAAUCUAGACCACACUACAAUUAAAUGAAAUUAUUACAACAUGCGAUAAGAGAAAUGAAUUUUCCGAGACUUCGAAUCAACCGAAUAUAAUCGCAAAAUGAUUCAGUGAAGCGCUCGAAACAGCACGUGAAGGACACCUGCUGGUCACAACGAAAAACUCCACUCAAAAAUGAAGAAGAAGAUUGUCACGUGACUGGAGUGUUUGUUCCCGUGAUCAGCUGUGAGAGAGUCAGAGCACUGAUGGAUCAGCUGGAGCUCAGCUCACACACACUACAGUCAGACUCAGGUAAUGCAUUACACUUCCAGCAGCUCAGGGCUCGAGCAAUGCAAACUACUGCAGAAAGUCAUGACAAAUCUGUCAUGCAUGCAGGACAUUUCAUGCACUGAACAAGAAGUCUGUCUGCCGUCACAAAUAUCAAGAAAAGAAAGUUGUACAAAUAGCUGAAGGUGUGGCAGCCAGUGUUCCUCAUCCUUUAUCUUAUGUGGAUAGCAACAUUCACAUCAGUUUCAUACGAAAAAUACCGGUGGACAGGUGACGUAUCGGGUGAUUCCGGUCUCAGAUCAGCGACUGGAGAGUAGAGGUGAAGUGAAGGCUGGUUAAUGUGGUCUCUGCAUCCAACCUCACUAAAUCCCAGCAGUAAUGAAGACAGUCCUGCUGGAGAAGAUACUGGAGAGAAGACAGCCACGGCUAUGUCCACACAGACAGCAGCUGACCCUACACUCACACAAACAGCAGGUCAAUUCUACGUGAUGAUGACUCCUUCAGAUGUGCUGCAUUCUGCCUCUCAGCGGACUUUAGCUCCACAUAUGUACACUGUAGGUGAAUACAGUUCACAACAGCAUGAAGGUUUUAACUGGAAAAUGGACAGUCUGCGCACUCCAAGAGACGAGAGGAGAAGAGCACAACAUAAUGAAGUUGAAAGGCGACGGCGAGACAAAAUCAACAACUGGAUUGUGGCACUCUCGAAAAUAAUCCCAGACUGCAGCAUAGACGGAGCCACCAAGACUGGAGCGAGUAAAGGUGGGAUCCUGUCAAAGGCGUGUGAUUACAUUGGCGAGCUGAAGCAACAUAACCAGCGGCUACAGGAGAGUUUGAGAGCAGUGGAGAGAGUGCAGAUGGACAAUGAGCUGCUCAGACAGCAGCUGGAGGAGCUCAAGAGCGAGAACGGCCUUCUGCGAGCGCAGCUGGAGCAUCACGGCAUCGACACGAUCACAGACGCCUCGGCACAAUGAGCCUCAGACAUUCUGGGAAAGAGAUUCUGGCCAAUCCAGAUGACAAA
Molecule: messenger RNA, 1340 nt
Organism: Onychostoma macrolepis
Lineage: Eukaryota; Metazoa; Chordata; Actinopteri; Cypriniformes; Cyprinidae
Product: upstream stimulatory factor 2
Exons: 12
Coding region: 661-1293 (210 amino acids)
Biological process (GO): regulation of transcription by RNA polymerase II
Molecular function (GO): RNA polymerase II cis-regulatory region sequence-specific DNA binding; DNA-binding transcription factor activity, RNA polymerase II-specific; protein dimerization activity
Source: RefSeq, a predicted model, not a curated record